Messenger RNA from Manihot esculenta (cassava), 1030 nucleotides. Its product is annotated as DNA-directed RNA polymerases IV and V subunit 4. Gene Ontology annotation, biological process: DNA-templated transcription initiation. The record is from RefSeq and is a predicted model, not a curated record. The transcript has 10 exons. Bases 171 to 836 code for a protein of 221 amino acids. NCBI's taxonomy places the organism in Eukaryota, Viridiplantae, Streptophyta, Magnoliopsida, Malpighiales, Euphorbiaceae. Gene Ontology annotation, molecular function: nucleotide binding. Gene Ontology annotation, cellular component: RNA polymerase complex.
UUUUCCCGUUCUUUUCCUUCUUCUUCUCUCUUUCAAAUUCUCUAGUCCAUUCUACUGAAUUUUCUCUGCAUCCAAUAGGUUAGCUUUUGUUAGUUGAUUAUAUACAUUGCUGUAUCGAUUGCUUUAAUCUUUGUUUUAGGUUGCUGAAGAAUUAGUAUUAUUGGGUGUAAAUGGAGAAGGGAGGAAAAGGGUUUUCACUUCCCAGUAAAGGACUAAAAUCUUCACUCAAGUCCACUCCUGCUAAGGAUGGGAAGGAUGACAGCUCUGCAAAGUCAAAGAGGGGAAGGAAAGUUCAAUUCAAUUCUGAAGGUGACAAGCUUGAUUUCUUAUCAAAAUCUGGUGGGAAUUUUGAUGCCACAGCUGUGAAAGGUAGUUUGAGCAAGGGGGGUAAAGGAGACAAGACUUCGAACGGUGUGAAGGCUCCUUCGACUAAAGAACCUCAACCACUUGAGCUGAAAGUCGAGCAGGAACUUCCUAAGAAUGUCAAAUGUCUGAUGGACUGUGAGGCUGCACAAAUCUUAUUAGGAAUCCAGGAGCAGAUGGUUCUACUGUCUCGAGAUCCCACAAUCAAACUUCCUGUCUCAUUUGACAAGGCCUUGAAUUACGCAAAAACCGGUGCCCGUUAUACAAAUCCCCAAUCUGUUAGAAGAGUUGUUGAAAGCCUCAAAAAGCAUGGUGUCACUGAUGGGGAGAUAUGUGUGAUUGCUAAUGUUUGUCCUGAGACCGUUGAUGAAGUUUUUGCACUAGUCCCAUCCUUGAAGUCAAAGAAAAACAUGCUUAGAGAGCCUAUCAAAGAUGUUGUUGAUGAGCUAGCUAAGCUGAAACAGCAGACAUGAUUCCCAUCAAGGAUGAAUAGUUGAUGCAGGUUGCACCCUGUGGAUGCAGCUUGUGCAUUCUGGACUCACAAUAUGGGAAGGCAAAGCCAAUGUUUUUGUUACAUGUUCUAGUGAUGAUUGGCAUUUGUAUAAACCCUAAAGACUAUUAACUUCUUGAGGCAGGUUUAUGAGUUAAAAAUGGUUUUAAUUCCUCA